UUGGCUCAGGGGGAGGGGCCAUGAGCUGCCUGUGGAGCUCUGGCACGCGAGAGUUCUUCCAUGUCUCUCCCUUGUAUUGGACCGAGACGGAGCUGAGCCGGUGGUUAGAGUGGCGGGGUUUGCCCAGCUGCAUUGGUCGGGCAUUCGAGGAUCAUCUGGUGAAUGGUCUGGUGGCCUUGGACCUAACAGCGGAGGAGACCUGUGCUCCAUGGGCAUCUUCAACGACCUCCACCGGCGCCGGGUUCUGCUGGAGCUUCGGCAGCUCUACGGAUCCGAGGAUUGGGAGACAGCUCUGAAGACCAUUCAACUGGCGAUGCUGCGGCAGACAGAGGCGCGGCCGGCCUUCGAGCCUGAGCCCAAGCCCGAAUCAGAGCCAGAAGGGGUCAAGCCAUCUCCGUACCUGGCGCGGCGUCGGCGGCCGAAGGCCAAGCAGGCGCCGCCGGAGGAGCCCACCACAGUGUUGACUUCCCAGCAGAAGCGUGCAGCGGCAGCAUCCCUGCACGGCCUUGACGGCAUGCAACUCGAGGCAGCGCUGGUGUCUGCUCUGCCUGGGGCGCUAGAGAAGAUGCUGAGUGGCCGCCCUGUGCGUAGCGCGCCGCGUGCACGCGAUGGGCAACCUGUGCCUAGGGUGCCCAAACCGCGUGAUCCCCGGGAACGGACUGAUCGCCCGAGUCUGGGAUCUGGCUGAGCUCGCGCUUUGCCUUCCGUAGCUUCGUGUCUUGAGCUGCGCAGUGCAGCAAGGCUUGGAAUCGAGGGCGCCCGGUCGCUCGUGCGGUGUGUGCACAAGACGUGCGUGACACCGGGAGGGAUCGCCAUGGCUGACAAAGGUCAGGGGAAGCGGCGGAAAUGCUCUUUGCGCUCCGAGCAACGCGGAAAAAAGAACA
Molecule: messenger RNA, 884 nt
Organism: Effrenium voratum
Lineage: Eukaryota; Dinophyceae; Suessiales; Symbiodiniaceae
Source: the annotation of a GenBank genome assembly